Messenger RNA from Cygnus olor (mute swan), 736 nucleotides. It is a transcript of the gene EFCAB2, whose product is annotated as EF-hand calcium binding domain 2. Lineage: Eukaryota; Metazoa; Chordata; Aves; Anseriformes; Anatidae. The transcript is spliced from 7 exons. The coding region runs from base 112 to 621 and encodes 169 amino acids. The record is from RefSeq and is a predicted model, not a curated record. Gene Ontology annotation, molecular function: calcium ion binding.
CCGUCCCGUCCCGUCCCGUCCCGUCCCGUCCCGCCGUGCCGCCCGGGGAAGCCGGGGCGAGAGGGCCCGGUGCGGCCCGGGUCCCCAUGGCGACGGCGCGGGGCCGCUGCCAUGGCGGAGAAGGAGGGGAACGGCGAGGACAGUGCAGUAGCUGAAAUUGAGAAGAAGAUUAUAGAAGCUUUUGAGGUGUUUGACCACGAAUGCAAUAAAACUGUGGAUGUCAGAGAGAUUGGUUCAAUUGUCAGAUCACUGGGUUGCUUCCCAACUGAGGCAGAACUUCAUGAACUGCUUGCAAAGGUGGAAGAAGAAGAAGAACCAACUGGAUACAUUCAUCUGGAAAAAUUUCUUCCAGUGAUGACAAAAGUACUUCUCGACAGAAGCUACCGGCCUAUUCCAGAAGAUGUUCUCCUACAUGCAUUUGAGGCUUUAGAUGAGAAUAAAUGUGGAUAUCUUACUAAAGACGAGCUGGUAAAACAUAUGACUGAAGAAGGUGAACCCUUUACUGAGGAAGAAAUGGAGGAGAUGCUCUCCAAUGCUCUAGAUCCAGAAACAAAUACUGUUCACUACAGAGAUUACAUUUCAGUGAUGAUAGUAGAUGAACCUGAAGAUCUUCCCCAAUAAAGUUUGAGAUGCCGUUUGGUAACAGCAGUGUAACUUGGCAGUUGGUUGAAAUUUGAAGUAUAACAAAUCUCAGCUUGUGACCUUGUGCUUGUAAUUAAAAUAAAAUCUGUGGAGC